Messenger RNA from Octopus sinensis (East Asian common octopus), 5292 nucleotides. RefSeq lists its product as uncharacterized. Gene Ontology annotation, molecular function: RNA polymerase II cis-regulatory region sequence-specific DNA binding; DNA-binding transcription factor activity, RNA polymerase II-specific. The record is from RefSeq and is a predicted model, not a curated record. Lineage: Eukaryota; Metazoa; Mollusca; Cephalopoda; Octopoda; Octopodidae. Gene Ontology annotation, biological process: regulation of transcription by RNA polymerase II; chromatin remodeling. The coding region runs from base 503 to 2551 and encodes 682 amino acids. The transcript has 7 exons.
UUCAUUUUUUUUUUUCAUAUAGAAUUUAAAACAACCUUCCCUUGAGGAUUUACCAACAUUGAUACCAAAAGAGCAAUUAGCUGACUCACGAAAUGUGCAGCCUCCAUCAACAACAAGUCCACCAAAAGCUGGAGUAGAGAGACAAACUGGAAACCAAAAUAUUUCUCAACCUCAUCAACCAACUACUUCAACACCUAGUACUAAUAGUGCCACUAUGGACCCUAGCCAGCUUCAUCUCCAAUGCUGAUUAUGUCUAAAUAAGAGAAUUUGUCAAGCAUUUCCAGUGAUUCAUCAGAACAAAUUAUAACCUCUACAAGUGAUUCAUACAUAUUACCAGCUUUGCUGAUGCAAUUCUUGCAAGUGCAAGUUGUUCAUCUGUCUAUCAGAUGAAUUCUAAAUUAAUCACCUUGGUGACAAGCCAUUACCAAUCCAUUGUAUCGUUGAACAGAUAUCUGGUGGUAAUUCAGGUUUUGACAGUUGUAACAGUCAUACUACUGUUGAAAUGGAUAGUUAUGCCAUUCUUCCAGGCAGUACUCCAAUGAGUGAAUUGGUGCAAGCUGCUCUGAUAAAACUCGGAUACACUACUGCUGAGUCUGUUGGUGCAAAAGGAGUAAUUCAGUUGAAAAACUGGAAACCAAUUUCCUUUGAAACAAUUACAGACACGUCACAGUCAUCUAUUGAUCAUUUAUUGGGAGAUCUGACUUCUGUUGCUAUUUUACGAAUUCGUCUUUCCAGUCAACCAAAACUGAACUCAACUGAUGAUGUGAAAGAUAAACUUCUUCAACUCCUCAUUAGUCAGUCUCAUGGAAUGCUGCUGAAUUCUGGAUGUCCUAUUGAAAAGAACUUUUUACUUUCCAUUUCCAAAGGAGAAAAACUUGCUAUGAUAUCUGAAGAAAGACGACAAGCAUUUAAUAACUGGUACAAGGACCAACUACGUAAAUCUGUUAUAAGACAAAAUCAACUGCAAAAGAUUUCAGCAACAGUUUCAGUCAGUUCUACUUUAAUUGAUAAUUAUGGAUCACAUCUUUCUACAUUGACUCAAAAUUCUGUAUUGAAAACUUCCCAGUGUGUAUCUCCCCCAAGCAAUUCAGUCCCUAUUACAACCACUGUUACCACUUACAGUACAACCACUACACCUUCUCCAGCUCAAUCCCCUCCUUAUGCCCUAUCACAUGGACGAACUCGUAUGCGAACUUCAUUUGAUCCUGAACAUGAAAUACCUAGAUUGCAACGAUGGUUUCAACAGAACCAGCAUCCAACACGAGAACAAAUGGUCCAUUAUUUAAAUGAAUUAAACUCUUUAGAAUCAAGAAAAGGGCGCAAGCAAUUGGACUUAACUAAUAUAAUUUAUUGGUUUAAAAAUGCUCGAGCUGCUUUGCGCCGUGCUAGUAAAAACAUUGAAGACAGUUUAGAAGGAGAAGAAAAUGCUAAUGGGGAAACAUAUGGUAAUGCAGAUUCUCUUCCUUAUCUUCCAAAUCGCAAUGCAAUUUACAUUGUGCCUCACCCGUUGCAUUCAACAUAUGCCAAGGAUUGUGGUAAUGCAAUGGAUAUGACAACUACUAGUCAUCAUCAGGAGGAUGGAAAACCAAUGGACGUCAGUCAAAAAAAGAGUGAUCCCAUGAAAACACCUGAUGCUUCUUCACCACUUCCGCUCCCUCGAACUUCAUCUGAAGAGAACAUGAGGGAAAAACUAGACAAAGGUAAACCAUAUUUAUCAUCAGGUGAAAGCGGUCUAAAUCUUGCCUCGCAAAGAGAUAGUGUAGAAAGCCUUGUUUCCAAAGAGGAAAAUACUUUUAACAACUCAAGAUUUCGUGAUAGUUUGGAAAGCACUAGCUCAAAAGAAAAUUCUGCAUUCAGUCAUUCAAAUGCAAAAGAAGAUCUUCCAUUUAACCACACAAUUAGUUCUAAAGAGGAAGAAGAAGGAAUUAAUCAUAAUCAUAAAAAAUUCAAGGACGAAGAAAUGGACUGUGAUGAUGUUGAUUCGUCUAUUGAUGACAAUCGGUCUUUGGAUAUCAACUCUAUGUCUAGUCAGGAUGUAGAUCAGUUUAACAUUGUUGUCAAACAAGAAAUUGAUGACAGUAAAUCAGCUGACAGUGUGAAUUUAAAAUCACUAUCCGGUAGUGGAAUGACACAAUCUCUCCAGAUACCUGGGCACAUGCCUCAUGGCCUUCCAUUACAUUAUCUCCCUUAUAAUUCUCAGUAUUAUUCCCAGCUUCAAGAAAAAUCACACUUGAAAUCACACAGUCACAGUUUGGAGAAAAAGAGACGUACUCGUGUUUUCAUUGACCCCCUUUCAGAGAUCCCUAAACUCGAAAAGUGGUUUGCAGAAGAGACUCAUCCAUCAGCAUAUAUGAUAGAUAAGUAUUGUGAAGAACUUAAUCAAUCUGAAUAUCGACAAAAAUUCCCUAAGCUUGAAUCUAAAAAUGUUCAAUUAUGGUUCAAGAACCAUCGUGCAAAAAUUAAACGAAUACGUUUGGAUUUUGGUGACAAACCAUCAGGAGUAUGUCAUGACAAUUCAUUAGAACUUACAGAAGUUUCAGAGCUAGGUUGACAGCAUGGUUUUCCUCAUUGUUCAUCUACCAUAUAUCUGUUAGCAUUAUGAAUAGAUCUCACUCUUUCUCAAAUGAUCAACCUAUGAUUUUUCUUUUUUCUUUAUCCAUUUAUCGUUUUAUUUAUUCACAUUGGGGCAUUGAUUUAAUUAAGCUCUAAGUUGUUUUAAUUAGUGAAAGAAUAGAAAUUUCAUAUGAAAUUUUCCAUUUAGAGUUUUAUAUAUUAAACAAAAGAUUUUAUUGUUAUCUUUUUGCAUUUAAAUAAUAGCAAUUUUGAAAAGGGAUGUAAUUUCUCUUUCAGUAUAUUAGAAAGCUGCUGCUUCAAAUUUUAAAUACAUUUAACUUGAGGAAAUGCAUAUUUUCAACCUUAUUUAUCUUAUUUUUUACUCAGAAAAUCAUUUGAAGUUAAUCCAAAACAUCUGUAAAAUUGUGUAAUUUCUAAUUCUAUCUGUUAAUUAGUUCUACACAUUUUCAAAAUCAUCUACAUCUAAUAUAUAAAUAAAGCCUAUCUUAAGGAAGUUAUUCAGUGUGUUGCAGUGAACUAUUCAUUUGAAACCUGAAUGAGCCUGCUUAUACACUGUCAAACCACUUUAUUUUAUACUGCUGCUAUUUCAAUUGCAUAUUUGCAGAAAAUAUACAUCAUUACAAAGCAUUUUAAAGUAUUUUUAAAGUUUCUUAUUAAAGAACCUUUUCCCCCAAAUUAUUAUUAUUUAAUUUAUCCUUAAUUAAAUUCUAUAAGGAAUACCCAGAGGUCUAUAAAGUAAGAUUCAAAGAUUAUUUCUUGUUACAUUAUAAUAGUUUCUUAACUAUAAUGUAUAUGAUUUUGCACUGUGUUUUGUUCCAGCGAUUUUCUUUUAUCUUGAGAAUAUAGUAUUUCAUGUAAACUAGAUUUGAAUACAAUCCCCAAAUUUUUAUUUAUGUAUAGUGAUGUAUGUAUGUGAGUGAGUAUGUGUUCGUGUACUUUUACAAAUCUCUGUUUGUAACAUAACGUUUAUGUUUAUAUUUUCUACAAAAUUCAUGGACUAGAGUUAUGCAUUAUUAAUUUUAAUGCCUCAAUGAGGUUAGAAAACUAAAUUAAAUCAGAAUCAAUUUGAGACUGACCAAGUGCAAUCGUUGCCUGAUUCUCCGAGAUCUGAGAUCUAAAGUUGUUUUUUUUUUUUUAUUUUUUUUUGUACUUCUCUAUUUACAUACAAUCUUUUGCAAGUAUAACACCUAUACAUAAGUAUUCAUAUGUUUAAAUACAUGUUCUGGAGAUGCUUGCUUAAUGUAAUUAUGCACAACAUAUGUACUUGGAUUAAGUGACAUGUAUAAAGGACUAUUUUCUAAUGAAUGCAACUGUAUAGAAGAAUGGAAACACUGUUAUUUCUAUGUUUUCAAUUAGUUCAUCCUAGAAAAGAAUAAUUGAAUAUUUGGAUGAAGAAUAGAUGUAAAAAGUAAAUGAUAUUGAAAAAGGCGGAACAUGGGCCUUUUUGAAAUGUAUUUAUAUUGAUGUAUAUUUGUAAUCUGUAAUCUUAAGCAUUAAAGGUAAAUAUCUUUGUAUGUGUUGCUAUUAUUUAAGGGCAGGUUUUCUUCCAUUUUAGUUCUUUCACUAUCAAUUUUUUCUGUUAAUUUAUAUAACAGAUUUACAUUAAUUUCAUUUAAAACACUGUCUUUUUUAAAGCUCAUUAAUUCAUGUAUUGUUUUACUUAUUAGUUGGAAUUUAUAUGCAAGCAUGUGCAUACACUCAUAUACAUGUAUACAUAAAACAAUAUAGUUCCCAAAAUUGAAUAGUAUUUAAUAUUUCAUACUUGUCAUUGUUAUUAUAUGUAUGGUGUGUGAAAAAUUUGUAAUUAUGCAAGAAGAAAAAAAGACCAAUAAAAUUUUGUGGUGGAACACACAUGUACACAGCCAUGUAUAUUAUGCCUGAUAUGCAAUGGUGGGAUAAUGGUGUUUAUAAAAUGUCCUCUCAAACUGUUAAUCAGCAUUAGACAGCAAUUUUUAAUAACUGAAAUAAUGUUAGACUUUUUGCUAUUAAAUAUUUUCAAAGUUUUACUUUCUUUCCGUUUUAUGUAACAAACAAACGAAAAUACAUACACACAAACACACACACACACACACACACACUCACACACGACUAAAAAAAUUUACAUCUAUUGUGUGUGUGUGUUUUUUUCCUCCCUAUCAUUUAUACACCCGAAAACAAGCCAAACAUCAAGGACUAAUAAGGAAAUAUGCAAAAUUAUUAAUAAAAAGAUUUUAUUUAAACACAAUUGCAUCUUCACUGUGACAUGCUUGAAAGAAAAACUGAUUCCCAUACAUAUUUAUGUGUGUGUGUGUACGUACAUGUAUAUGAAUAUAUAUAUAUAUAUUCAUAUGUAUGUAUAUGUAUAUAUGUGUGUGUGUGCACAAUCUGCUUUAUCUUAAUUCCAAAUCUAGUUAUCAUUCAUAAACAAUCAAACUUGUAGAAAAGUAUACAAAAAAACAAAGGUAAAUGAUAACACAUGCACUCACACAUACAUAUAUACAUUUAUGAGAGAGAUAAUUCAUAUAUAAUGAACAUUUAUAAUAAAAUGGGAAUUUUUAAUUGUAAUAUUUGAUUACGUCACCAAAGGUGUGUGUGUGUACAUGUUAAUAUAUAAGUGAUAAGUAUAAUUUUUGUGCAAACACGUGUGUAUGCUUACCUUGAGGUAUCUAUAUGUCACUUUAGGGAAAUGUACAUAUAUAUUUUACAUACACAUAAUAAAUAAACUGUUAUAUACUGAAA